CCCACACACAUCGUCUCCCUCGCUAGCGUGCAGCUGCGGCUAGCUAGCGCACCGAACGCGGCACACCAUGAGCAGCUCGCCACCCCUGCCCGGCGCCGGCGGCAACGGCACGGGCCUCAUCAAGACCGUGUACCGCCGCGUCGUGGACAACUUCCUCGCCGUCGUGACGGUGCCGCUCGCGGCCGCCGCCCUCGUCGCCGCGGCGCGGCUCGGGCCCGACGACGCUGGCCGGCUCCUCCGGGAGGCCCGGGCCGCGCACCUGUUCCUGGCCGCGUUCCUCCCGGCCGCGGCGGCGACCGUGUACCUCAUACACCGCCCGCGCGCGGUGUACCUGGUGGACUACGCCUGCUUCCGCACGGCGCCCAACUGCCGCGUGCCCUUCUCCACGUUCCUGGAGCACGCCAAGCAGGUUCCCGCGCUCAACGAGCGCAGCGUCCGGUUCAUGACCCGGCUGCUGGAGCGCUCGGGGCUCGGGGAGGAGACGUGCCUGCCCCCGGCCCACCACUACAUCCCGCCCUACAAGUACUGCACCCUCGACGCGGCGCGCGGCGAGGUGGACCUCGUCGUCUUCGGCGCCCUCGACGACCUCUUCGCCAAGACCGGGAUCAGCCCGGGCGCCGUCGACAUCCUCGUUGUCAACUGCAGCCUCUUCUGCCCGACCCCGUCCUUCGUCGACAUGAUCGUCCGCAGGUACGGGAUGCGGGAGGACAUCCGGAGCGUGCACCUCUCCGGGAUGGGGUGCAGCGCGGGGCUCAUCUCCGUGGGGCUGGCGCGCAACCUCCUGCAGGUGGCGCCCCGCAGCGCGCACGCGCUGGUGGUGUCCACGGAGACCAUCACGCCCAACUACUACGUCGGCAGCGAGCGCGCCAUGCUCCUGCCCAACUGCCUCUUCCGCAUCGGCGGCGCGGCGGCGCUGCUGUCCAACUCGCCGGCGCGGGCCCGGUUCCGGCUCAGGCACGUCGUGCGCACGCUCACCGGCGCGCGGGACGACGCCGCGUACGCCUGCGUGUUCCAGCAGGAGGACGAGCGGGGCAACGUCGGGAUCAACCUGAACAAGGACCUGAUGGCCAUCGCCGGGGACGCGCUCAGGGCCAACGUCACCGCGAUCGGGCCGCUGGUGCUGCCGGCGUCGGAGCAGCUGCUGUUCGCGCUCUCCUUCAUCGCGCGCAAGGUGCUGAGCGGCAGGGUGCGGCCGUACAUCCCGGACUUCCGCACGGCGUUCGAGCACUUCUGCAUCCACGCGGGGGGCCGCGCGGUGAUCGACGAGCUGCAGCGCAGCCUGGGGCUGUCGGACGAGCAGGUGGAGGCGUCGCGGAUGGCGCUGCACCGGUUCGGGAACACGUCGAGCAGCUCGCUCUGGUACGAGCUGGCCUACAUCGAGGCCAAGGGCCGGAUGAGGAAGGGCGACCGCGUGUGGAUGAUUGGGUUCGGGUCCGGGUUCAAGUGCAACAGCGCGGCGUGGGAGUGCAUCGAGCCGGCGGCGAACGCCGAGGGGCCGUGGGCCACGGCGAUCCACAGGUACCCGGUGGACAUUCCGGACGUGCUCAAGCACUGACUGAUGAUCACUCUGCUCUGUCUUGGGCAUGCACCCAACAUGUGUGCAGUGCUUAUUGCUUUUCUCUGAAUGGUACAGUGUAUCGUCCUAUCCCUGUGGAAUAAUGCAUGGAGCCCUGUACACCCUGGUCUCUAUACUGUAGCACCAUGCGUGUGCGUGCGUGGCAAAGCCAUGAAGAAACAGGUUAACAGGAGUGUGUGUGUGUGAACUCAACCUGUUGCAAACAGUAUACUAGCUCUCACUACUGUCUUA
Panicum virgatum (switchgrass) is the source of this 1807-nucleotide messenger RNA. RefSeq names its product 3-ketoacyl-CoA synthase 6-like. Gene Ontology annotation, cellular component: membrane. Gene Ontology annotation, biological process: fatty acid biosynthetic process. The coding region runs from base 68 to 1555 and encodes 495 amino acids. The record is from RefSeq and is a predicted model, not a curated record. The transcript has a single exon. Lineage: Eukaryota; Viridiplantae; Streptophyta; Magnoliopsida; Poales; Poaceae. Gene Ontology annotation, molecular function: acyltransferase activity, transferring groups other than amino-acyl groups.